This is a messenger RNA of Hydractinia symbiolongicarpus, 736 nucleotides long. RefSeq lists its product as uncharacterized. NCBI's taxonomy places the organism in Eukaryota, Metazoa, Cnidaria, Hydrozoa, Anthoathecata, Hydractiniidae. The transcript is spliced from 2 exons. The record is from RefSeq and is a predicted model, not a curated record. Bases 1 to 423 code for a protein of 140 amino acids.
AUGUUGUACGGUAGUGAGACAUGGGCAGUGAAGCAGGAAGAUCUUGACCGUUUAGAAAGGAAUGAUAUGAGAAUGUUUAGGUGGAUGUGUAAUGCCAGUCUGAGAGACAGAAAGAGUUUAGAUGAGCUAAGAAGCAGGCUAAGUCUCCGUAGAAUUAAAGAUGUUAUCCAGAUAAGAAGAUUGAAUUGGCUGGGGCACUUGGAAAGAAUGGAGGAGGAUAAUUGGGUAAGAAAGUGUAGAGACUUGAUAGUUCCUGGGGCAAAGCCCAGAGGCAGACCGAGAAAGACUUGGCAGGAGGUUAUAAGGACAGACUUGAUAGAGAGGAAGUUGAGUUUAGAUCUAACACAGUCUAGAUCAGAUUGGAAGAGGGUCAUUAAUAUACCCCGUCCAACCCAUGCUAGCAUGGAAAACGGGGUAUAUUAAUGACCCUCUUCCAAUCUGAUCUAGACUGUGUUAGAUCUAAACUCAACUUCCUCUGUAUCAAGUCUGUCCUUAUAACCUCCUGCCAAGUCUUUCUUGGUCUGCCUCUGGGCUUUGCCCCAGGAACUAUCAAGUCUCUACACUUUCUUACCCAAUUAUCCACCUCCAUUCCUUCCAAGUGCCCCAGCCAAUUCAAUCUUCUUAUCUGGAUAACAUCUUUAAUUCUACAGAGACUUAGCCUGCUUCUUAGCUCAUCUGAACUCUUUCUGUCUCUCAGACUGACUAACCAUUCUCAUAUCAUUCCUUUCUAAACGGU